CAAUGGCUAUAGUUUGAAUGAUAAUUAUUGAAAAUACCAUCAGGGUGUCGAUAACAUCUGAAACAGUAUCAUGUCAUGGAGAUUCAAUCAUAGAGAGCUAUUUUAAAAUUCAAAUGUGAGGUGAAAAUGUGGGACAUGAUGAACAAGCUAAUAUAUCCAUCCUAUAAAAGACUAAACACAAGCAAAUGAAAUGAACUUGAGGUCACGCAGAUGAAGAGUUCGAGUGAAAGUGACCAUAGUGUUUUCAACUGUAACCUGACAAAAUCUGUAUUUUAAUAGUGUAGACCCAGAAGCAGAAGUAGCAUUUUAACUUAUUAUUAUAAUAAAGCCCCACAUCUUCAAUUCUUUCAAAUGUGCCCACGAUGUUCCCAUGUGCACUCUCAAUUUAAAUAUAAGAGAUAAUCAUAUGCUUUAAACUUAUAUGCUUCAAGGAUUCUAGACCAUUGACAUUACUUCAUGCUUCAAGAUUUAGGUUUAAGUCACCUCAUGGAUACUUAAACUUCGGUUUCAAACUCAGGUUCAUGUUUUUGAGAUAUAUUAUAGGUCCGACAGAAGCAGAAAUAUUGAAGUGGGCAUUUGCAAUACAUUGUCAUUGGGUGGUCCAGGGGUUGGAGAAGCAAGUGAGGCAGCCCACUGCCUGCCUUUAACACAAAGCAACUGUUUGGAAAAGUGAUUUUCGAUAGUUUCACUUUAACAGUUACUACCGUGUGCCACUUUUUGUGCUUCAUAUUUUGUGUCCAAAAGUGCUUGUGACCACACUCGCCAUUGCUCUAAGUCUUCAACCAACUGAAACAACGGGAUCAAACUCAGACCUUGAUUUAACUAAAUUCUCAUAAGUCGACUCAUCUCAACAUAUCCUACCUGUCACUCCAUCGUUGGUUCCCAAUAAUCUCUCUAUUCUCUCUUUAUGCUCUGAAAAUCCAUCACCGUCUCUCUCAACUUCCCCUCCCGAACUCACUCUACAAUGUCUCCUCGACUCUCUCUUCUCUCUCUCCUCCUUCACAUUGCUAUUCUUCCUUCUCUACAACUCAACCCUGUUGAUCUCGCAGCUCUUGCUGAUAUCAAGUCUACUCUCACUGACAUUCCCGGCUCUGACUUCUUCUCCUCCUGGGACUUCACCGUACCUGAUCCCUGCUUCUCCUUUACCGGAGUCACCUGUACUCUCUCCCGAGUCUCCACUCUUACACUGGGAACUGGCCUUUCCGACACACCUGGACUCGCCGGCUCCCUCUCCCCCUCCAUUGCCAACUUAACCUCCUUAACCCAGCUCAUUCUCUUCCCCGGACUUGUCACCGGCCCCAUCCCUCCCCAACUCGGUCGACUCACCAACCUCCGAGUCAUUUCCCUGACAAAUAAUCGCUUAACUGGCACGAUACCCACUUCGUUUCGCUCUCUCAAGAGAUUGCAUACGCUCGACCUGAGCUUCAACCAGCUCAUCGGGCAAAUCCCGCCGAGUUUGACAACCCUUCCGGAGCUGAAGGUCCUCAUUUUGGCGGACAAUUCGUUGUCUGGUGAGUUGCCGGUCGUGUCGACUCAGUUGCUACAUUUGGAUACGAAGAAAAAUAAGCUCACCGGACCGUUAAGAUCCCUGCCGUUAACAUUGCGCUACGUGGCGCUGGCUGAGAAUUCCCUGACGGGCCCACUGAACGGCUUAGAAUCACACUCAGAGUUAGUGUACCUCGACUUAAGCAUGAACCAAUUUAAUGGGCCCAUCCCGCCCCAACUGUUUAAUCCUUCCCUCUCUUCAAUGUUCUUACAACGGAACAAUUUAUCGGGUGGGCUCCCACCAAAGUUCGUGGGCCCCACAUCAUCAAAAACGUACGGCGGAGGAUCGGUGGUUGAUCUUAGUCACAAUUAUCUAACGGGGGAGUUAUCAACGGUGUUAGCGGGGGUGGAGAGCUUGUUCUUAAACAACAAUCUUCUGGUGGGGGUGGUGCCGGAGGAGUACAUUGAGAGCUUGUUCAAUGGGGCCACCAAAACUUUAUACUUACAACAUAAUUAUUUGUCAGAGUUUCCGUCAAAGCCUGGCUUGGUAUUACCCGAUACGGUGUCGCUUUGCUUAACGUACAACUGCAUGGUGCCGUCGGUGAGGUCGACGUACUGCCCUGCAAGUGCGGGUGGACAAAUCUCGAGACCGUCGUCGCAAUGUUCCAGGUUUAAGAAUCAGAACUUAAUAGAUUAAGAAAGAAACUUGGUUAUACGUUAACGUUAUACAUAGGGAUACACAGUUGAGUGUUGGUUACAAAAUAUUAUUAUCCAAUAAAUUAUAUCUAUCCA
Molecule: messenger RNA, 2277 nt
Organism: Mangifera indica (mango)
Lineage: Eukaryota; Viridiplantae; Streptophyta; Magnoliopsida; Sapindales; Anacardiaceae
Product: LRR receptor-like serine/threonine-protein kinase RGI5
Exons: 2
Coding region: 965-2182 (405 amino acids)
Molecular function (GO): protein binding
Source: RefSeq, a predicted model, not a curated record